Molecule: messenger RNA, 1077 nt
Organism: Panicum virgatum (switchgrass)
Lineage: Eukaryota; Viridiplantae; Streptophyta; Magnoliopsida; Poales; Poaceae
Product: binding partner of ACD11 1-like
Exons: 6
Coding region: 1-1077 (358 amino acids)
Molecular function (GO): RNA binding
Source: RefSeq, a predicted model, not a curated record
AUGGGUAGGAAGAGGCUUGCCUGCCUGACGGCGUCCUUGCUCCUGCUGGUUCUUCUUGUGGCCAUGGCAUCUACCUCGCAGUCCCUCGAGACUGAAGGAUUGCAGGUCCGGCUGGACCCCGGCUGCCUGAGGAUAGGAGUGGCUCCUGCUGAAUUUAGCAUCUCACCAUCACCAUCACCGUCGCCACAGCCCUGCACUUCCCCCAACUGGACCAUCGACGUCUCGGACGUCAGAACAAUCAAGGUGACCAACAUACCGCUCUCGGCGACCGCGGAGAACAUGAAGGAGUUCUUCUCCUUCUCCGGCGAGAUCGAGUACGUUGAGAUGAGAAGGGACUCGGAGACGUCUCAGGUAGCUUAUGUCACCUUCAAGGAGUUCCAUGGAGCGGACACUGCUCUGCUCCUCUCCGGAUCAAGCAUGUGUGGCGAUGUUCCUGUGAAUAUCACACCAGUGGAAGAUUAUGAACUGCCUCCGGAAGCCUACUCCUCCAGCACAGAACCCGGGAUCAUCAGCUCGGCGCCGGGGACGCCGACGACCGGGGCGGCGGUGAGGAAGGCGGAGGACGUGGUGAGCACGAUGCUGGCGAGGGGCUUCGUGCUGAGCAAGGACGCGCUGCGGCGCGCGCAGACCUUCGACGGGCGGCACCACCAUCUGCUGUCGUCGGCGACGUCGCAGGUGGCGUACCUGGACCGCCGGCUCGGGCUCAGCGACAAGUUCAGCGCCGGCACGGCGGCGGCCCGCGGCGCGGCGCGCGGCGUCGACGAGCGGUUCCAGGUCACGGAGCGCGCCUGGGGCGCGUUCGCCGCCGCGGGGGAGGCCGUGGCGGGGUCCCCCUACGCGUCGCGCGGCGCCGCGUGGGUGUCGGCGGCCGUGGGCGCCGUCGCCAGGGCCGCGUCCGACGUCGGCGCCAUGACCAUGGAGAAGGUGGGGAGGGCCGAUGGGGACGGCGACGGCGACGGUGGCGCGGCGGAGGCGGAGCAGCAGGCGCGCGUCGACGUGCAUGACGCGCGUGCGGGCGGCGGGGCUCGGCAAGGAGAUGGACAUGACCACAAAGGACAAGGCAGUGUAGAAGUAUAA